Molecule: messenger RNA, 3859 nt
Organism: Empidonax traillii (willow flycatcher)
Lineage: Eukaryota; Metazoa; Chordata; Aves; Passeriformes; Tyrannidae
Gene: SPATA6
Product: spermatogenesis associated 6
Exons: 13
Coding region: 53-1363 (436 amino acids)
Biological process (GO): spermatogenesis; motile cilium assembly
Molecular function (GO): myosin light chain binding
Source: RefSeq, a predicted model, not a curated record
CGGCCGAGCCCCAGCGGCCCCGGGCCCGGCGGGCCCCGCCGCCCGCCCGCCCAUGCCGCGGAAAGCGCUGCGCUGUGUCCUGCAGCUGGAGCUGCGCUCGAUAACUUGUCCUGGAGUGCUGCUGAAAGACAAAGAGGAGCUUUAUCUCAGUGUUUUUGUACUUGGGCAGUUUAAAAAAACUCAAUGUGUCCCUGCAGUGUUUCCACUCUUCUUUCAAGAAAAACUAGUAUUUGAAAAGGAAUUUGCUAAUACAGUUGAUCCUGGAGACCUUGUGAAGUUAUUGGAAUUUGACACAGCAGUACUUGAACUAAUACAGCUCGUUCCUCCAGUGGGAAGAAUUCUAGCUACGUAUGAAGAAAAUACAAGAGAUUUCCUGUUCCCUGACCCUAAGCUUACCCGUGGGCACCGUGGUUUAGAGCGUGAGAUUUUAAUGAAGAGGUCCUCUUCUUUUACAGGAAUUGCACCAAAAUUGAGAUUUUCUACAAUCUCCCUUAUUGCAGAAAGUCUGUUAAGCUCAGGAAGGAGUCACAUACAGGGUGGUUUGAAUGGGGCACAUCGUUCAACCCCAAAUGGAAAAUUGCACACCAAGUUGCUGAAGAAAAACGCUCUGUCACCUGAGAGAAGCAGGCACAGCUCGGCAACCAAGAACUACGAGCAGCCCACGAUAGCUUCCAAAUCCCGCUCUCCGUCCCCGUACACCAACAGGCGGAUGUGUGAGCUCUCAGAAGAAGCCAGGCAGCGCCUGGCCCAUUUAAACCUGGGUCCUCACGAAUUCAGAAGGGAAACCGAUAAACCUCCAUUUGUAGUGAGGCGGGUUGAACAAACAAGUCCUGGUGUUAAGCGUCAUACCUGGUGUUCCGCGCGAGAAAGCGCAGCAGGAGCCUGGGCCAAGGCGGACCAUGAUCCUUCUCUUCUUGGCAGCUACAGACCUAAGAAAGCUGAAGUCAUGUUAUCACCCCCAUCCCUCUGCCCCUCCCCAUCUCCUUUGCCACCCAGUGAGAAAGUAGAUUUUGGGAGCAGUCAUUGGAGAAUGCAGAAGAUAGCUGAGCUACAGGCAAAAUCUGCUCGUAGAGAAGACUUGGACAGUUCUGUUGUUUGCAAUGAGGACGAGCUCUCAGAUCCACCCAACAGACAGUCCCACUCUGCUGGUUCUUUAGAGCGUUCAGCACCUCCAGCGUUUCAGAAGCAUUCCCUGAGUUCUGUGCUGCAUCGAUCUUCUCUAAGGGAAAGAUUUAGCUCUGGUUGGCCUUCACCAGCAAAUGGAGAUGAGAUCCAUAAAAGGGUGAAAAAUAUUUUAAGGACACACAGUGCUAGGCAGCGCCUAAGAUUUAGAAAUGAGGGUCUUCUGUGUGAGGUGAGGUAAAAGAAAGUUAAGAUAAAAAGGAUGUAAGGAUGAGAGGUAGGUAAGGUUAUGAUUAGGAGCUCUGGUGAAACUAUCAUGUCCCCAAAUUUAGCCAUGUUGGGCAGUUCAUUGUCUCACCUCAUUCUCACUUAAUCUGAUUAUUUUCUCAUUUCUGUCCAAUCUUCAUUUUUAGCUUAGUUGUGGUGGGUUUUGUUACAAGCUCAGAGAAACCUUUCCUCAUGCAUACUAAGACUGUUUGAUCUGGUUCUUGCUGCACUUCCCUGAGUUUGUGUAGGAAUGUUGUGAUUUUGUGAGCUGCUGCCUCUCAAAUAGAAGAUGUCCAUCACAUUUCAGCAUAGGUACAAAUCAUGUAAAAUGCUUCUCUGAUGUUUCAAUGAUGUUAAGAUAACAAACUGGAUUUCAUGACAGUCCAGCACCUACAUUUAAUGAAAGUUUGCACAGCCUGAACUACCUCCAGUGGUCCUUGACUACUUUCCUUGAACAGCAGACCAUGACUUUACGAUAAAAGAUUUUUGUUUGUUAUGAGAGCUGGAUGGUUGGUUACACGGUCUCUCCAUACAGCUAAAAACACUAUGAAAUAUAAUAAUGGGUAAAGGAGAAUUCAAUCAUUUUUUUUUUUGCUAUUUACUUUUUUUUCUUAUAUCCUUUAAAAGUUCUGCUCUAGAGUGACUUACACAUGCUCAGCAAUUCACUCGUUACUGCAGUACUGCACAAAUGCACAAGACUUUGCAAACAUUGUGUUGGUUUCUGCCCUAAAAAAAUCUGGCUCUUAGGGUACUGGGUCUUUAAUUACCCAUCUUGUCAGAGCAGUGCUGGUAAAGGACUGUUUGUCUCACUCCAUUUUCUUCCACUGAGCAAAAGGAACGCGAGGAUGCUGCAGAGAAGUCUUGUGUUGUUUGAUAGUUGUGUGCAGCUGACUUGUGAAUGCUUUGCUAACAGUGGCUGAUCUGAUUAAAAAAAAAAAGGGAAAAAAGUAUGAGUUCUCCUUGCAGUGAGUACUGUAAAAUACUCUAGUAUUGGUUGUGCUUUUCAGAUGGCCCAAAAUCUGAGCUGCGUUGGUGCACAGUGGGUGGAUGAGGUAAAUGGGUCAUUUUUAAAGUGAGUGAAUGGUAAAGCAAGUGUGCUCACAAAGUGGCGAGCAGAUUUUGGUUUCAGUCUAGAGCCUUGUCCAAACUUUGAAAGGUUAAAAAGUAUCUCUUAUUCUGUUUCAUUCCAAAGGACCUAAUGCUAAAUAGCCAUUCCCAGAAGCACCCGGCUGUGCCUUCCGAAAUUUCAUUUUCAUAGUGCUCUGUAAAAAUAGUGUGACUGGAGCUCUGCUGCAGAUUCCUUAGGGUGUCCACUGUAGCUUUCUGCUGUGACAUUCUGACAGUAUCGUAAUGUUUCCAUAUUUUUUUUGCUUUCCUGAACAUAAUUUGCCUCCGGCAAAUGCUGCAGAGUUUUAUUUACCACUGUACCCCAUUUCCUCUUCAGUGCUUUGUAGUCUGUGACUGCUGAAGGAAGAGAGCCUUCCUGUUUACAAACACACUUAUUACCUUGUAUUUCACCACAGUAAAUUCUCUUAGGUUUUUCCUCAUCCAUACACCUGCUGUUCAGCUUGCUCUGCAUCUUCUUGCCAUCUACCACUAUAUUUAUUGUCUUCUCUCCCAGUUCUGUGUUACCAGCAAGUGUGAUUAUUUUUACUGCGCAGUCUUUUUUCCAAUUAUUUCUCCUAUAGCAUGAAAGAUGACUUUGUUUACUAAUCCUUACAGCAACUGGCUUCUGCUGAAAGCAUCACUUAGUGUCACCUCUUAAGUAGGGUCUUUGCUCUUCAGAGUAGAGUGAGCAUGGUUGUGUGUGGUGGGAUUUCUACCAUCCCAUCUCAGGUGAGCAGCUGGCUCCCUCCAUGGGAGGUGUUUUGUUUCUUACUUACUUAAGAGGGCAAAGCUGGGUUAAUUAAUGUCUAGAUAUCACUUGGAAGAUAAGACUGCAUUCUAACAACUCCUGAGAAUAGCACUGAAGGGUCGUUAAGAGUAUCAGAUGUUUUUUAAAGUUGAAUAGGUGUGUACUCAGCCCUGUAUAUGGAAUCAAAGUAUUCAGAUGUGUAAAAUGUCUCUGUCUGGUAAAAUGCAUGAAAUAGAUAAUGAGAGCUCAUUAUGAAUCAUAAUAAGUUUUAGGUUCUUUUUCCCCUUUUCUGCGAGAAGCAAAAGUAAAGCAGUGGGCAGUAGGUUUCAUAGCAUUUUAUCAACAUAUUUGUUGGGGAUUAUUGAAGCUUUUGCUGUCUGCAUAGUACUUUAGAUCUACACUGUCUAGAAAUUCCUUCCAGUUUAUUACCUUAAAAUUAUUAGGUGAAUUGUACUGAACUUAAUUAAAAGUGUUCACAAAUGGCAUUUGGCUCAUUACACUUUGUCCCUUUCUCCCCCAAGAAAUGUAAGUUACUUUAAUAGUCUUCUAAAUGGAAAGAAAGUAUUUUUGAAAUGAGAUCAUUGUAAUCAGAAACCAAGGUAAUGAGAAUUUGAU